AUUUAACUACUUUUAAUUUUAACACCAUUCCCCUCCCUUCGGCACAAGGAACACCAGUUCCUUCUCCACGCCCAUCCCCAUUUUCUUUUCUUUUUCUCCAUACCCAUAAGUUUCACGAGCAUGUACUUCUCCCCAGGACCUUGAAUUUGAUUCCUCACCAUCAUAGUCAUAAAUAACCGCCUUUCUGCCCACUUUAUCGUAUAUAUAUUCAUCAUUAUUCCCCUGCAUAUAUGUCUACACCGUUUCCUCUAUAACAAUGGCUACCUCCGCUGGGAAGAACAACUUAUUGCCUGCAUCUCUGGUCUCCAAUCUCCAGGAUGUUCUUCUACGCCGGAAAAGUGACGCCGGUGAGAAAGGAAACGAGGAGGCUCAACAAUCGAAGUCCAACGACGAUACGACAGAGCUGUCAUCUUCGAACGCCACUGGGGAGCCGGACAACACGAAGCCUAUCGUUUUGGUGACUAAUGCCGACGGGAUUGAUUCCCCAGGUCUCACAUGUCUUGUCGAUGCUCUGGUUCGCCAUGGCCUCUACAAUGUUUACAUCUGCGCUCCGCAAUCAGACAAAUCAUUAUCUGGCCAUUCAAUUACGCAGAGGGAAACAGUUGGAGUGAGCUCAGUUGAAGUUCAAGGAGCCACCGGCUAUGAGGUUUCUGGGACUCCUGCAGAUUGUAUCUCACUGGUCGUAUCCGGGGCACUUUAUUCUUGGUCAAAGCCUUCCAUUGUAAUCAGCGGAAUCAAUAGGGGCUCAAGUCGUGGCAAUCACAUGUAUAGCUCGGGUGUUGUAGCAGGUGCCAGGGAGGCAUUGUUGAGUGGCAUCCCCUCUAUAUCAAUAUCUCUUAACUGGAAGAAUGAUGAAAGUCAGGAAAAUGAUUUCAAGGAUGCUGCAAGCGUUUCAUUACCUUUAAUUGCUGCAGCAAUUAGAGAUAUAGAAAAGGGUGUUUUUCUCAAAUGUUGUUUACUGAAUGUAGAAGUUCCAACUUCUCCUCUCACAAAUAAGGGAUUUAAAUUAACAAAACCGAGUAUUUGGAGGUCCACACCAAGUUGGAAAGCUAUUCCAGCAAAUAGGAAUCCUGCUGAUGGACGCUUUCCUGCGAAUCAGCAAAGCCUCGGCAUACAGCUUGCUCAGCUUGGCCGAGAUGCCUCUGCUGCAGGUGCUGCUCGUCGCUUGGCCACACAGAAGAAAGAUAUUGAAGAAGUUGAGUCAGUUGGGGUUGCUAGAAAAUCUGAUCCCAACCGGGCAGUCAAGUACUUCAGAUUGGAGUUGCUAGACAAUGAACUAGAAGACAGUGGUGAUGAUUUAGAUUUUAGAGCGGUUCAAAAUGGACUUGUUGCUGUCACUCCGUUAUCUCUUUCACAACAUGUAGCGCAAGAAAUUGAGACAGCUGCUUCAGAUUGGAUUUCUAAUGCCUUACAAGCUGAGGAUUGAGAGUCGUCACCUAUGCUGUGGAGCAGAAAAAAAGUUGAAGUGUUUGGAUGAAAGUGCAGAAUUGAUUCGGAUGCUCUAAUUUACUCCUAGAAUCAGUUCUUUUAGAACUGGAGGAGACUAGCUUCCUAAAACUAAUUCUGCUGCUGCUUCUACUUUAGAAUAGAAGCAGAAGCAGAAUCAGUUCUAAACAUCCCUAUAUAGUCUAGUAUGUUUAGGCAGUGUUUGCCAUUGUGUUUUAAAAGCACUUUUUAGUUUUUCAAUUGAAAAAAGCUAGAAAGUGUGUUUGCAAAGACAAAUUUUUGCUUAUUUGGAAGUGCUUUUGAGCUAAAAGCGCCAUAGACAUGUUUGCCACUUGCCUUCUCCUUGCUUUGCCUUGCUUUCUUGCUUCCCAUUUUACCUAUUCUCUAGGGUUCUUGUUGGCUCCAUCGACCUGUUCAAGGCUUCAAGCAUGCCGGUCAAUUCCCUGAAGCUUCUUGAAGCCAAUUCUCUAGUAUUUUAGUUUUUCAUUCAUCUGAUUUGAUGGGUUUUAGUUUUUAUUCUCCCAAUUUGUUUCUAAAUGGUUAAGCCAAUUUCUACCGCCGGUGAUGCUUCAAGCAAAUUUAUUUGACACUCCGCGAUAUUACCAGGGAGAAAUCAUCUUUCACAUAUGGUUUUCAAAUCAAUGAAC
This is a messenger RNA of Cuscuta epithymum, 2093 nucleotides long. NCBI's taxonomy places the organism in Eukaryota, Viridiplantae, Streptophyta, Magnoliopsida, Solanales, Convolvulaceae. The record is from the annotation of a GenBank genome assembly.